This is a messenger RNA of Eutrema salsugineum, 1095 nucleotides long. Its product is annotated as THO complex subunit 7B. The transcript has 3 exons. Gene Ontology annotation, cellular component: THO complex part of transcription export complex. Gene Ontology annotation, biological process: mRNA export from nucleus; mRNA processing. The coding region runs from base 182 to 892 and encodes 236 amino acids. NCBI's taxonomy places the organism in Eukaryota, Viridiplantae, Streptophyta, Magnoliopsida, Brassicales, Brassicaceae. The record is from RefSeq and is a predicted model, not a curated record.
AAUAUAAGUCGAAUCUCAAAAAGAAAAAGGGGAAGAUGAGAUUUCGAUUUAGGGUUCAUCAGAAUUUGAAGCAUCUAUUUUACAUUGUAAUAAAAGGGAGCCUGUUUUGAUUUCAGAAGACGUAAUCUGGAUCUUGGGUUCACGUCAAGGUUGAGUUAAGAGUUUUUUUAAGUAAGUGGAGAUGUCAGUUAAAGCAAGGAGGAUUUCUGGUAGAUUAGAGACUGCAGUGACUAAGGCUAACUAUGCAUUUGAUCCGCUGGACGAUGACAAAAUCAUAAGAAAACGGCUUCUGACCCGAACCACCACCACUCGAGGCGAACCUCCAUUGAAGAAACUUCAGAAGAAGUUCACUUCUUUUGUGCUCGAGGUGGAUAAAGAAGAAGAGAACUAUAACGAGUGCGGUAGACUUGCGAAAGCUUUCCUACAGGAACUGUCUACUUUCGAAAUCCCGCUUCUGAAGAGCCAAGCGGUUGUGGAAGCAAACCUUAGGGAGAAAGAGAGCUUCAACGAGGUGAAAGAUGAGACGGAAAGGCAGAUAAUGCAGGCGAAAGCUGAGAUUGAAGAUCUAAAGAAGCAGCUCGAGGAGAGUAAAAUUGAGAGGCAGCAUAAAGAAGAGUGUGAGACCAUAAGGAAACUGAUUUCUGCGCAACCGCCGAGGUCAGAGACAGAGAAGGUCAUACAUGAAUUGAAGAAGGAGAUUGCUGAGCUUGAGGCAGAGAGCACUGCAAGCUGGAGAUUGCUUGAGCUAAGGAAGAAGCAGUUUGCUCUGCUGUUGCAUGUGGUGGAUGAGUUGCAGAACACAAUGGAAGAUGAGCAGAAGAGUCUAGUGGAUGAGAUUCGGACAGCGUUGGAAGAUCAGAGGAACAUUACCGAUGCCAUGUCUGUGGAUUAACUCCUAAUUUGGAUACUUUGUAAUGUAAUGCAAUAAUGAUUCUUAAUAAUCCAAACCGAGGCUGAACUGGUGAUUCGAAUAAACCGAGAUGAAUUAUUAGAAAACUGGUAUUUUCUUCUUUCUUUGUGUCUGUAAACUUAUACAAUCUCUAAAACACAUAGCCAAAAUAUAUGGAAAUCGUUGAUGGCAUUUUUUUUCUGAUA